AAUUAUUAUUUUGUCACAUAUCUUUCUCAUAUGGGAGUAAUGCUAUUGUCACCAUAACAGGACAGUACAUAAGAAAAAGAAUAUUGAAAAUGCUUACCUGUGGUAUUUGGGUAAAAAAAGGUAUUGCAAAAGAAGAACCAGAUAAGAUUGCUCUCACAGAGGAGGAUUUGAAACAAAUAUUAGAAGAUACGAAAGACAAAAUAAAAGAUGCUGAUGAGGAAAUCAGUGAUACUGAACUUGAGGAGGCACAGAGGAAAUACAUGGGAGGUUUAGAAAAUGAAGAAGACGAUAUGGAAAAGCAAGGUGUUGUUGCUGAAAAAGAAGUCGAUGUACAAAAAGAAGACAAUGAAAGUGAAACUGAUGAAGCUAUUAGAGCUGAAUAUGGACUGGACAACUAUGAUGAAGAGGGUGCUUUGAUGACAGGAGCAGGAAUGGCAGGCCUAAUGUACUUUGCUUCAACCCAGAAUGACCCUUAUGUGGAUAUGAAGGAUGUGGACGAAGAAGACAGAGAAGAUUUUAUAAUAAAGAAAGAAGACAACUUGUUUGUUGUUGGAAAAAUGGAGGAAGAUUUUAGCUGUUUAGAAGUUUAUGUUUUUAAUGAUGAUGAAGACAGUUUAUAUGUCCAUCAUGAUGUUUUAUUGGAGUCCUUUCCAUUGUGUUUGGAAUGGUUGAGUUAUGACCCAGCUUUACAGGGAAAGUCAGGUAAUUAUGUUGCUGUUGGCACAAUGGAACCAGACAUUCAAGUAUGGGAUUUAGAUGUUGUGGAUACAGUUGAACCUGCUUUUAUACUGGCUGGCAAAAAGAAAAAGAAGAGAAAGAAAAAGCAAGAUGAAAGUCCAGCAGGUGGACAUUCUGAUGCAGUGUUAGGGAUCUCUUGGAACCCAAAUGUCAAAAAUGUUCUUGCAAGUGGUUCUGCAGACACAACUGUUGUAUUGUGGGAUAUGUCAAAAUGCGCAUGUGUACAUACCUUACAACAUCAUUCUGAUAAGGUUCAAUCUGUGAGGUGGCACCCGUACGAGGUUCAAUCAUUGUUAACUGGCGCGUUUGACAAAACGGCUGUAGUUUUGGAUUGCAGAAGUCCUGAGGUGUUCAAGUCGUGGUCACUUACUGGAGAAUGCGAACAGGUUAUGUGGGACCAUUUCUCACCCUAUAAUUUCUUUGUGAGUUCCGACGACGGCGUCGUGUGUUAUUGUGACGUCAGAACAGAUACACCCGUCUAUACAUUGCAUGCUCACAACGAAGCCGUAACUGGAAUGUCACUAAGCGCGGAAAUUCCAGGUUGUUUAACCACUGUUUCUUCUGAUAAAAUGUUUAAAGUUUGGGACUGCCGAGACGACAAGCCGCAAUGUGUUUUAACUCGCGAUGUUAAAAUGGGUGGUAUGAAUUUUGUGACGUCGUGUCCAGACGUCCCAUUAACGUUUGCAAUGGGCGGACAAAAAGACGGCCUUCGAGUAUUGAAUCUUUUGGAAACGACAGCAGGUAAACAACAUUUCCAGAACAGAGAGCGCAUAAAAAAUGAAAAUAGACGCUCAGAAGAAACUCACCCAAAGGCAAGCGAGUCAAAUGUAACCAUGGACACGGCAGAAAACGCCACAGAAGCGUUAGCAACUCUCUCUUUAAAAAUAGACAAUAAAAGUAAUUGUGAAAUAAUUAAGAAGAAGAAAAAGAAGAAGAAGAAGAAAUAAGA
Messenger RNA from Hydractinia symbiolongicarpus, 1687 nucleotides. RefSeq names its product periodic tryptophan protein 1 homolog. Bases 90 to 1685 code for a protein of 531 amino acids. Lineage: Eukaryota; Metazoa; Cnidaria; Hydrozoa; Anthoathecata; Hydractiniidae. The record is from RefSeq and is a predicted model, not a curated record. Gene Ontology annotation, biological process: rRNA processing. Gene Ontology annotation, molecular function: protein binding. The transcript has 17 exons. Gene Ontology annotation, cellular component: nucleus.